Micropterus salmoides (largemouth bass) is the source of this 6799-nucleotide messenger RNA. RefSeq names its product argonaute RISC component 4 (gene ago4). NCBI's taxonomy places the organism in Eukaryota, Metazoa, Chordata, Actinopteri, Centrarchiformes, Centrarchidae. Gene Ontology annotation, molecular function: protein binding; RNA binding. The record is from RefSeq and is a predicted model, not a curated record. The transcript is spliced from 19 exons. Bases 183 to 2825 code for a protein of 880 amino acids.
AUCCCCAGAACCAGCAGCGGGGGCUCAGGUCAGUCAGUCAGUCCAGUCAGCAGUCAUCCACGCAGCUAUCUAUAUUCCCUUUUCUUAAAUUAGCCACUUUAAGCUUCGCGAUACCGCCCCCAAUUUCAGCGUCGGUACGGAGCCGCCAGGCCGGGACAGAGACGGAGAGAGAGGCCUCGGCCAUGGAAGCGCUCGGACCCGGCCCGCCCGCCCCUCCUCCCUCUCUGUUUCAGCCUCCGCGGCGUCCCGGCCUCGGCACAGUGGGGAAACCCAUUCGGCUCCUAGCCAACCACUUCCAGGUGCAGAUUCCCAAGAUUGAUGUCUAUCACUAUGAUAUCGACAUCAAGCCUGAGAAACGGCCUCGAAGGGUCAACAGGGAAGUGGUGGACACCAUGGUGCGGCACUUCAAGAUGCAGAUCUUUGGAGACAGACAGCCUGGCUACGACGGGAAGAGAAACAUGUACACAGCACAUCCACUGCCAAUUGGGAGAGACAGGGUGGAUCUGGAGGUCACUUUGCCUGGUGAGGGGAAAGAUCAGACGUUCAAGGUGUCUUUGCAGUGGGUGUCAGUGGUCAGUCUACAGAUGCUGCUGGAAGCUCUGUCGGGUCACCUUAACGAGGUCCCCGAAGACUCCGUUCAGGCUCUGGAUGUCAUCACACGGCAUCUUCCUUCCAUGAGGUAUACUCCCGUAGGGCGUUCGUUUUUCUCCCCUCCAGAGGGUUAUUACCAUCCUCUGGGUGGAGGCAGGGAGGUGUGGUUUGGUUUCCAUCAGUCUGUCCGUCCUGCUAUGUGGAACAUGAUGCUCAAUAUCGAUGUGUCAGCGACUGCUUUCUACCGUGCCCAGCCUGUCAUAGAGUUCAUGUGCGAAGUGCUAGAUAUACAGAACAUCAACGAACAGACGAAACCCCUGACCGACUCGCAGCGCGUCAAAUUCACCAAGGAAAUAAGAGGCCUGAAAGUUGAGGUCACACACUGUGGUCAAAUGAAGAGGAAGUACCGUGUUUGUAAUGUAACUCGCCGACCUGCCAGCCACCAAACGUUCCCCUUACAGCUUGAGAACGGCCAAGCCAUGGAGUGCACAGUAGCUCAGUAUUUCAAGCAGAAGUACAAUCUGCAGCUCAAGUAUCCACAUUUACCAUGCCUUCAAGUAGGGCAGGAACAGAAGCACACCUACCUUCCCCUGGAGGUCUGUAACAUAGUAGCAGGCCAGCGCUGUAUUAAGAAACUGACAGACAACCAGACAUCCACCAUGAUAAAAGCUACAGCUCGCUCGGCCCCCGACAGACAGGAAGAGAUCAGCAGACUGGUCAAAAGUAACAGCAUGGUCGGGGGCCCGGACCCUUAUCUGAAGGAGUUUGGCAUUGUGGUGCACAAUGACAUGACAGAAGUGACCGGACGUGUUCUCCCAGCACCCAUGCUGCAGUAUGGGGGCCGGGUGAGUACAGACACAGGGAGGGACUGUGGCAGGGGACUCUCUCCGCAGAAUAAAACCGUUGCCACGCCCAACCAGGGCGUGUGGGACAUGAGAGGGAAGCAGUUCUAUGCCGGCAUCGAGAUCAAGGUCUGGGCUGUGGCCUGCUUCGCGCCUCAGAAACAAUGUCGGGAGGACCUGCUCAAGAGCUUCACUGACCAGCUUCGAAAGAUCUCAAAGGACGCUGGGAUGCCCAUUCAAGGGCAGCCAUGUUUCUGUAAAUACGCUCAAGGAGCUGACAGUGUGGAGCCCAUGUUCAAACACCUCAAGAUGUCUUAUGUAGGUCUGCAGCUGAUUGUGGUCAUCCUGCCUGGCAAGACGCCAGUCUAUGCUGAGGUAAAGCGGGUGGGUGAUACACUCCUUGGCAUGGCAACCCAGUGUGUGCAGGUAAAGAAUGUAGUGAAGACCUCCCCUCAGACCCUCUCCAACCUGUGCCUCAAGAUCAACGCCAAGCUGGGAGGCAUCAACAACGUCCUGGUGCCUCAUCAGAGGCCCUCUGUGUUCCAGCAGCCGGUCAUCUUCCUGGGUGCAGAUGUAACACAUCCUCCAGCAGGUGACGGGAAGAAGCCGUCCAUCGCGGCAGUGGUGGGCAGCAUGGACGGCCACCCCAGCCGUUACUGUGCCACGGUCCGAGUCCAGACGUCAAGACAAGACAUGUCCCAGGAGCAGCUCUUCAGUCAGGAGGUAAUCCAAGAUUUGACCAACAUGGUGCGGGAGCUGCUCAUCCAGUUUUACAAGUCCACGCGCUUCAAGCCCACACGAAUCAUCUAUUAUCGUGGCGGUGUGUCUGAGGGACAAAUGAAACAGGUAGCGUGGCCGGAGCUGAUAGCAAUCAGAAAGGCCUGUAUCAGUCUGGAGGAGGAUUACAGGCCGGGCAUUACCUACAUUGUGGUUCAGAAACGUCACCACACUCGUCUCUUCUGCUCUGACAAAGCUGAGAGGGUUGGGAAGAGCGGCAAUGUCCCUGCAGGCACCACAGUGGACAGCACCAUCACACACCCGUCCGAGUUUGACUUCUACCUGUGCAGCCAUGCUGGAAUUCAGGGAACCAGUCGUCCCUCCCACUACCACGUCCUGUGGGAUGACAACUGUUUCACUGCCGACGAACUGCAGCUCCUCACCUACCAGCUGUGCCACACCUAUGUCCGCUGCACGCGUUCCGUCUCCAUCCCAGCACCAGCCUACUACGCCAGGCUAGUGGCUUUCCGAGCCCGCUAUCACCUGGUAGACAAAGACCAUGACAGUGCUGAAGGCAGCCACGUGUCGGGCCAGAGUAAUGGCCGGGACCCCCAGGCGUUGGCCAAGGCAGUUCAGAUCCACUAUGAUACCCAGCACACCAUGUACUUCGCCUGAGCUAGCGAGCAUGUCAGCCAGUCCACCUGUGGAUUUCCUGUCUUUGUCUUUUUAUCUCUUAUUUGCCAGUCUCUCUCUUCUCCCACUUUAUCUCUUUCUCCUUGUAGUCUGUCUCUUUUUCUUUACACUCACUUUACAUUUUUCUGAAUCUGCACCAAAGCGGCUCUUGAAUGGGGGAAUCUGCUGUGUCCUUAUGUCUAGCAGGUUUUUGUUUUGAAGGAACAAUCUCCAACCAGCGUUCCCAGUCGAGCCGCCUUUCAAACCAGCAAUCCAGUACUGGGAACCCUGAGGGUUUCCAGUACACAAAAGAUAAAAACGAAAAAAACAAACCAUACACACACAUACUACAAGUUGAGCCAUUAUUUUGAGUUUAUUUUUUCUAUUUGAAUGUCUGCACUCUUGUGUUUUGUAAGAUACACUGAGCAAGGGAGUGGAUUGGCACAAUCUGUGUCAGCGCAGCUCUUUAGCUCUCCCAGCUAAGCAGGACUCUUAUCUACUUUUACCUCAAAGCCCCUUUGGGCAAAAUCUGUCACAAGGUCUUGGGUUUAUUGGGUGGUGGGGAGGGAACUCUACAGGUAAAGAGAUGGAGGGGAGUUGACCUUUUGAGAAUGAUAUAUAUACAUACAUAUAUAUAUUAUAUAUUUUUCCUUUUUAUGAGCGUCUGUUUUAACUUUUCUCCUUUACGGUCUUUUACAAGCGAGGUGACCUGGGUGUCAUGCCCAUUACUACUUUUCUCCCAUCUUAGUGAAGAAUACGCGUGUGUGUGUGUGUGUGAGAGUGAGAGAGCAUCUUUGUAUAUACAUGUACUGCUGUAUGAGUGUGUAUGUGUGUUUCAUGGCAGGCCACUGAAUUGUAAAGGGAAAUCAAGGAGAUAACUGCUGUAAAUGCCUCAGAUUUGUUGUUUUUAUAUUCACACAUACAGUACAUAUAAGCAUAUAUUUACAUCUAUAAAGCAACUUUGAGACAUAUGACUUUUAAACAGGCCUCAUAGAGGCUGGUGUGGGUAUUUGUAGCAGUCCUGGGUCACUUAUUAAUUGAAAUGCUUUGAAUUACAUUUGGACAUGUUUUAGCCUGCAACUAGUGGAAGAUGGGUGGGAUAUGCACCUUCGGGAGCCAGCUGCUCCCUUUGUGCCUCAAAACACCAUUGAAUCCCAGGAAAAGUGACUUAAUCCAUUUCACAUAGUAAGUGAAGUCAGGUCUGACGUGUAGCAGUAGUAACUGUGGUCUGGCCUGUGAGUGGCUAAGCAUUGGGACCUGUAGAAUGGCUGCAUGCAUUAAACACAGAGUUUGGUCUUAUCAGCCUUGCUUUCUGUGUGAAAACACAGUCUUAUUUUUAUUUGGACCUGAUUAUCUGAAAGAUUAUGAGGACACUGCUGGACGUUGCUUUUCUUGUGUUGUUUUUUUUUUGUUUUUCUUUUUGUAGUAGUUUGAAGAGCCGGAAACCAACAUAGUUUUUUGAGGUCUCCUUUGCUAAUACUGGCCAAUUCAUUGCACUGACCCGGGACGCUAGGCAAGCAACAGAGGGCACUCUCAAUCUCUCUUACCUUUAUGCAUUUAUACAUACGAAUCAACAAAGCAGAUUUGUAAAAGUUUAAUAUAAGAUGUUUUGUGGUUAUCUUAAAAACUGUUAUUUAGAAUUAGUAGUUUACCAUUGAUGUUGUUGUUAUCGUUGUUGUCAAUGUUAUUACUAUUGUGAUGAAAUUUUAAGGUUGGCAGCAAAGCCAGUUAUAUAGUUACUAGUGCGACUUCAGGAAUAGACUUCAGUUGUUGAGCUGCAGGUUAAGGGGUAGAGCUAUGGGUUGGACAUUUUUGUAGCAUUCUGGUUAAUGGUGGGGAGAAGAAGUAGGCCCCUGAUGGAUGAGUUCAUGCUUCCUCUGUAGGUUAUGAUGAGUAAAAAAUCGCGGUAUUGUGUAGCACUCCGACUAGUAAAACAAAUCUGCCGCUGUGUACACCGCUCAGCUGGCAUUGGUUGGUUUUGAUCAUAUAGAUGGAGACAAUCAGGGAUUGUAAUCAGAGUGAACCUAAGUUAAGGGAUUUGUUGAAAAGCGGUCUGCGAUAAGCAAUGAGUUGAAUUUUUAGACUUUUUUUAAAAAAUGGUUUCUAUUACUCUGUGUGUAUUUGAAGUAUACCCAUCUUAAAGUCUCUGCUAUUUGACGGUGUUUGUUUCAUAUUUUUAUGCAUUUUUAACACUGGAUUAAAUAAAUUGACAAUAAGCAUAAGCACUGCCCUUGGACCCCUUGUACAAACACUCUGUGGUGACAGUUGCACAAGUGGUGCCCCCUGGUGUUGUGAUUGGAUAGAGUUGCAGGACAGGAGUGUUUGGAGAAACUGUCGACGUGCACGCCUCGUCAGGAGGGGACAGCUCAGUGAAAACCCUUUUGUAAUAAACCACCCGUAAAGCAGCAGGUUUACUAUGAAUGAGUUUGGGCACCUGCCUGUUGAAGGCGUGGGCGUUGGCAUUGGCCAGGAGUGGAGAAGUGGGAAAUGAGGAGUCCUAGUGGGUGGGGUCGGGUAUUGGGAGGGUGUUGUCCAGGCACUGCAUGCAAUAAGUUUUACUCUUUGUUUAAAGAGGGCAGAUCAGUUUAUAAAAUGUGCACUAGUUUUACCAAGCAAAGCGGGCUGUGAUUGAAUAUUCAUCUGAUAUCUCUAAUGAGGAAUGAUUUGGUGUUUUAUAUCCUUCACUAUUUAUCAUUAAACUCCAGUCAGAUAAAUGAUGACUCCCUGUUUGUAACAUGACAUUGCAAAGCAAUAUUAACCCCGUUCUAGUUUUCAAAUGUGGAAAAACAAAGCUAUAAUUCUACUCAUUGUGGUUGUUGGUCUACUCGCAAUUGUGUCUCUGUACUUUUAUUUUUUUAAAUUUUAGUUUAUUUUAUUUGCUUGUAUCAAUCAGUGGGAAUGUGCAUUUGGUGAAAUAGUUAUGUAGGCAUUAGCCAAUUUUCUUUUAAAGUAACUAAAUGUAGACUUUGCUCGCCUGCAUGCCAGAGUGUUGUCCUUUUUAAAAAAGAAAAAAAAAGAAAAGAAACCCCUCUUUUGGAAUCAUAUUUAUUAUGAGAGAGAAAAAAAUAUAAAUGCUUUUUUUGGGGGGGUAAAUGUUAAUCAAUUUAGUGGGACUGUUUAGGUUAGCAAUAUUUGUCCAGUCUCUCUAAGAUUCAUUUUAAAGAUUCCUACACAAAUGUCAGUAAUUCGGGAGGUACAAGCUGUUUUCUGGGGCGAGGGGGGCCAGCUCUUUGCGUCGUGUUCAAAUUCAAACGAGGUACUUUCUUCAAACGUGGACCCGUUAAAGGCCGAACCCCUCUCCUCUUUGCCAGGUUACUGUAGCGAGCAUCCAUUUUGUCUCCUCGUUCCUGGCUUGUACCUGUGGCCACGCCUCUUUUAGUGGGGUCUCUCCUGUCUCCAUGGCAACUCUGCUGACCCCUCACAAAUGCACUUCCUCUUUGUGAAGCGGUCCCCAUGGCAUCAGCGGAGCAGGAUUACCUCUUUUUAACCUUUUUAAAAAAAGAUCCAUAAUUCUUUCUGUGCCCCUAUAGAAAGAGCAUGAAUUAUUUUUAAAUUCCUAUCACUUUGAUAUAUUGUUAUAUCUUAACGGAUUUGUAAUUUGACAUUGUAUUGUGUAUUUUCAUUUUCCUAUUUUUAUUUAAAAUUUUUUUGGUUUCUUGUAGCUCUGCUCGUUUUUUUUUUUUUGUUUGUUUUCUGCUAGUGGUCUCUGAAGCUGUAUGUGAUUGUCUAAUAGCAAUAGAAUUGGAACAUUCCAAUUCUGUGAAUGGAACGUUCCGAUUUUAUGAAUGAACGGUGCCCUUUCUGGGGCAAGGCAUGUUCUAGCUCCGCCCCCGGCAGAGGGCCAUUCACUCACUGUUAUUGCUAUUAUGUGACAUGUUCAAUUACUUUUUUUUUUUUCUUUUUUUUUUUUUUUUUAGCCUGCAGGGAAUUCUUGUGUUAAUGUGCAAAUUAAUAAAUUGGUAUUUUAAGCCUUAACA